AUGGCUCAAGGUGGGUCUUUUCCACGGACAGGAGCGUCCACAACUUACCAUGAUAUACAGUUGGAGAAGGACCUGGGCGGUCGUAUGGUGCUCCACGGGACGCCUGAGGACAUAAGGGGCCAGUAUGAUCAGCUGGUUGCAGUAUUGCUUCCUCAACUUCCACCGCCGUCGGAUGCCGUCGAGAGCAAAGAUGGCGAAGUCGACGGCGUCAAAUACCGGCUUUACACGCCCAAGGAGGCUUCGAAACAGGGAGCGCUUCCUGUUGGCGUUCUGACACACGGUGGCGGGUGGAUGACGGGCGAUCUCAACUCAGACGAUCUUCUUUGCAGAGUUGUUGCCGAGCAUGUCCCGUCCAUCAUCGUCAGUGUCGACUAUCGCCUUUCGCCAGAGCACAAGGUCCCUGCACAACUGGAGGAUAGCCUGAAGAUCUAUAGAUGGGCCCACCAAAACGCCAGCUCUUUCGGUGGUGAUCCAAACAAGUUUUACACCAUUGGUGACUCUGCGGGUGGCGCGCUGGCACUUCAGGUCGCCAAUCAACUGGUGAAGGAGCCCUCACAACGCGAUGCCAUCAAAGGUAUUGCUGCACUCGUCCCCUGCACCCUUCAUUGGGAUCAUGUGCCGGCCGAAUACCAGGCCAUGUAUACCUCGUACGAAGACAACAAAGAGAAUGUGCCAAUCAUUGACAAGGGCUCCAUGAAGACUUUCUACGAGCAUGCCGGCGCCGACCCAGAAGACGCCGACACCUUUGUAGCUUUGGCCACGGAAAACCAUAAGAACUUCCCGCCAACAUACUUUGUCAGUUGUGAGAAAGACCCUUUGAGAGAUGAUGCUCUUGUGAUGGAGGAGGCGCUGAAGAAGGCUGGGGUUCCCACGAAGCAUGAUCAUUACAAGGGUCUGCCACAUAUCUUCUGGAUCUUCCCGGCGAUACCUGAAGGACAACAGUUUGUGGAAAAUCUGAUUGCCGGGGUCAAGUGGUUGAUCUCCCAGAUGUGA
Capronia coronata CBS 617.96 is the source of this 993-nucleotide messenger RNA. RefSeq lists its product as uncharacterized. The coding region runs from base 1 to 993 and encodes 330 amino acids. NCBI's taxonomy places the organism in Eukaryota, Fungi, Ascomycota, Eurotiomycetes, Chaetothyriales, Herpotrichiellaceae. The transcript has 2 exons. Gene Ontology annotation, molecular function: hydrolase activity. The record is from RefSeq and is a predicted model, not a curated record.